AUGAAUGAAAGGUUACAAGAAAUUAAUUUUCUAGUAGCUAAAUAUCUAAUGAGUAACUUUCCUGAUAUAGGAAGCCAAUUCAUUUCGAAAUGUGAAAAAAAUGAACUUUUUCCAAAUCGAAUAUUCGACACUAGUCAAAAGUUUGAAACUUUAAAUACCUCCACACUAUCAGACAUCUCAAAUGAUCAUCUAAUCAAAUUGAUUGAGCUUUCGAUGCCUUCUUCUGAAAACAAUUCUUUCAUUUUUAAGAAGAAUCCUUCAUCACAAAUACCAAUUUCAGAUCAGUUACUUUUAGGUAAUAUGCAACCUCUUACAAUUCCUGAAAAGAAUUCCUCUAGUAUUGAGAUUUGCGCACAUUUCGAAACAAUAUCUCAAAUUUUAUUUGAUAAAACACAGCAAUUACUGAUCACAGGAUCAUCAGAUUCCUUCAUAAAGAUCUGGCAUCUCCCAGAAUUGCAUUUAGUUACGACUUUGUCGUCUCAUGACAAUAAUAUCACUCAUAUUGCUCUUAAUCCUCAAAAUUCGCUUUUGUUUAGUACCGGAACAGACAAAACCCUCUGCGUUUUCUCAAUGACAGAUGGCGCUUUUCGACAAAGAAUAAAUUUGAAGGCAAACAUACUAGAUUUAUGCGUAUCUCCUAAUGGAAACUACUUAGCAGCAUCAUUCGAUGAUGGCCUUACACGUGUUUGGCGAAUUCUUCAAGAAAAAAACAAAAUUGAUCCAAAUGUCGAAUUCAACAUUCAUGGAUCGAAUAUUACUACUAAAAUAGUAUCAGUACAAUUCUUUAAUGACGACAUACUCAUGAUGACCUCAGAAUUAUCAGAAGUUAUUUCUAUUUCCUUAUCCAAGAAAAAAUAUUUUUCUAAGCAUUGUAACGAGGAAGGGACAGUUGAAGCUGUUUAUGCAUCUAAUGGGGAUAUUUUGGCUUCUUUGCCAAAGAAAAAGAAUUUAAUCUUAAUUUCUUCGAAAUAUCGGACUUUUGAUUACGUUUUAUUGCCAGUUUAUAAGGAAAAGCUUAAAGUAAGAGGUUUCGCGUACAACGCCGACGAAUCGUUCAUUUUUGCCGUUUCUCAUUCAAAAUUUAUUAUUUUUCGGAGAGAAGACUUUUCUGUUUUCUCUCAAUGCGUUAUUUUCGAAGAUGAGUUCCUAACAUGCCUUGCUCCUCAUCCGAAAGAGCCAAUGAUUGCUUUUGUUGGAACAAAUUUUGGAAAUGCGGCUGUUUUGGAUUUAAACAGCUACAAGAAGGUCCAACUGUUUUCCAUGAAGAGUAACAGUAAAGUAGCACUCGCAAAGUGGUCAGAUGAUGGAAAUCACCUCGCUUUUUGCGAUGAUCUCGGAAAUUUGAUUCUUUAUGGAAUUGAAUGCGAAAAAGUGGUUUUGAGAGAACAAUUUAUGGGAAAGGAAUUGAAUUUGAACUCAAAUGACUCGAAAGUUUUUGAUGGAACUGGAAAUCCGGUUGAACCUCAACCUCCUUCCUUCAAACUGCAGAACAUGAAGCUGAAUCUCAGUAUCAAGCCAGGAAAUACCAUUUCUAAUGCGGAAAUCGACAUUUCGGACUGGAUUGAUUUUAAUUCCAACGAUAAGAUAUGGUAUUGCUCAAAGACAGAGGCAUUAAGAAUACCAGUGGUCAACACAAGCCCUCAAAAACCUGAAAAGAAGUAUAAUAUCUUCCUUAAUAAUGAUUCAUCAGAAAAUGACAACGGAAACACAGAAUCCGAUGAAGAAGUUACGUCAUUACCACAAUGGACCUACCAGACAAAGCAGGAGCAGCACUUCUACAUCCCACAAGUCGGAGAAGAAAUUGUUUAUUUCAGACAAGGCCACCAAUUCGCUUCUCGACUAUUUAACGAUGCGCAAUUACGAAAACCAUACGAAUAUAAGCCGAGUAUGCCACGAACAGCUUUUGGCCAGAUAAUUGCAGCAAAAUUUGCAAUAACUCACUUCAUUUUGACAAUUGCUUUCCAUAAUAUGAGCAAUUUGGUCUGUGAUAUACCAUUCCAUCUACCUGACAGCGUUCCUUUCAUUGUUCCUCUCUGGAUUUACAAAGAAUCAUUAAAUUUCAUUUCAAAACUGAGAGUUGGAUCGACAGUUUUCAUUCCUUACCUAGAAGAUGAUGGUCUGAAGCAUUACGAAGCGAUGAUUGAAGAGUUUGCACCUGAUAUUUCAAAUAAUCCCUUCGAAUCCAUCACUGUUGGCUUUGUUGAGGGCGGGGAUCAGGCAAAGGUCAGUCCAUGGGAGAUAGAAUUGGAUGAUUUGAAACCUCCUGAAACAAUUAUUUCAAAAAUUCAGGAAAAUCUUUUAGAAACAGUUGACAAACUGAUUGAGAUGUAUCCGGUAUAUCAUAAAGUAAGAUAUUCCAAUAUAGAUGACAUACUUUUACUCGCUUCUCAGCAACCUAUGGAUCUUUCUUUGUUUAGAGACAGAAUUGAGAAUAAAUGGUACUACACAAUUGAGGAACUAACAAAAGAGGCUGGUUUGUUCGGCCAAAAUGCAGGAUUAAUCGGAAUUCCUGAAGAUAUCGGAAAUCAGAUCACAAGAAUGAUCAGAACAGAGAUUUCAAGAAAGAUUUAA
Trichomonas vaginalis G3 is the source of this 2571-nucleotide messenger RNA. Its product is annotated as regulation of cell shape. The record is from RefSeq and is a predicted model, not a curated record. NCBI's taxonomy places the organism in Eukaryota, Parabasalia, Trichomonadida, Trichomonadidae. The coding region runs from base 1 to 2571 and encodes 856 amino acids. Gene Ontology annotation, biological process: cytoskeleton organization; regulation of cell shape; regulation of transcription by RNA polymerase II. The transcript has a single exon. Gene Ontology annotation, cellular component: nucleus. Gene Ontology annotation, molecular function: protein binding.